Messenger RNA from Peronospora belbahrii, 2121 nucleotides. Lineage: Eukaryota; Oomycota; Peronosporomycetes; Peronosporales; Peronosporaceae. The record is from the annotation of a GenBank genome assembly.
AUGAAACGUGUCAUACGUGACAUCCUUUCCAUCGCUCUACGUGGUCUAGAUGACGAUAUUCUAGUGUUUCUUAGUGGUACAGUGGCUGACCAAUUGACGGAUGAAGUCCCUCGUGAUAUGGCGUCCCUUGAGAAGCUUUUAAAUACAAGUGUGACCCCAUUUCUGCUAGAUGGAGGCUUUGCAGCCGACGAAGUGUCAGCGUCACGUACGUGUUCUUCUUUAGCUGCCAAGUUACUAGCAAAUCCUGAAGUACAGAAAAAAUUAGGAUCUUGUACAUAUGAAGAAGACGUGCGUGUACUAGAGAAUACACAAAGCAUUGAGGAACAAGCACGCAAGGACGAAGGUAUAGCCGAUGCUGAGCAGUUGUUGGCACGUAUGUGGGGUUUUGACAAGAUCCGCAAGACUACAAACGAUGAUCUGGAGGCACAAAAAUCCGCGCUUUCUUCUCGUCAGGUUCGUAAACAGAUCAAGCUGGAGCAGCUGACAGUGGAGCAGGCUGAGGAGCAAGCUGAACUGGACCGCCAGUGGGAGGAUGCUCGCUUUUUGCCAGAUUUGACACAGGAUAACGGGGAAAAGGACAUUCACGUGCCACGUCUUACCAUCAACUUUAAGGGAAAGACGCUAUUGUCGGACACGGCGCUCAAGAUUGUAGCUGGUCGUCGUUACGGUCUCGUGGGCAAGAAUGGUGCUGGCAAGACGACGCUUCUCAGAUAUAUCUCGCACUACGAGCUGGAAGGGUUUCCAAGGCACAUUCGCAUGCAGUUGGUCGAGCAGGAGUCGGCUUCCAAACUUAGCAAGGAGGAGCGUAGUGUACUGGACGUGGUACUGGCGGCAGACUACGAGCGCACGAUGCUGUUGCAAGAGGAGAAGGAGCUCUCGGCAAAGGAAGCAAAUGAGGGGGGAGGACCACAAGCGCGCACCAUUUUGAGCGGACUGCAGUUUCCUGACCACGUGGUGGAUGGAUCUGCAAAGGCGCUUUCCGGUGGGUGGCGGAUGCGAACGGCACUUGCUGGUGCUCUGUUCAUGGCGCCUGAUCUGCUGCUGCUGGAUGAGCCGACAAACCAUUUGGAUCUUGAAGCGGUGAUUUGGCUGGAACAUUACCUAGAAAAGUAUGACAAGCAAAUGAUUGUGGUAUCGCACGAUCGCAACUUUUUGAACGCCGUGACCACUGAUAUCAUCAACUUGACACAGCAGAAGCUUAUGUACUACAAGGGCGAUUACAAUACAUUCGAGAACACGAUGAAAGAGAACUUGCGUCAGCAGCGCAAGGCCUAUGAUGCCCAGCAGAUGAAGAUACAACACAUGCAAGAGUUUAUCGAACGCUUUCGGGCGAAUGCCAAGAAAGCUCCGCUAGUACAAUCGCGUGUCAAAGCACUCGACAAAAUUUUGCGCAACGAACUAAUCAACGAGCCCGAGGACGAGCGUGCGUUUCGGAUGCAUUUUCCACCUCCCGAACCGCUUGGUCGACCUAUUAUUGCCGUCGAAGGCGUUGGUUUCCGGUAUACACCAGAGUCGCCCUUGCUUUUUCAAGACGUGCACAUGGGUAUUGACAUGUCCAGUCGCAUUGGUAUUCUUGGUGUGAAUGGUUCAGGAAAGUCAACACUUAUUAACAUUAUGAUUGGCAAGCUGCGUACAAAUGAAGGCUCGGUGACAUUGAACCCACGCCUACGUGUAGCUACAUUUACUCAGCAUCACGUUGACUCUUUGGAUUUAUCCAAAUCUGCUGUACAGAACAUGAAGGAAAUGUUUCCAGGUCACGAAUCGGAUGAAUUCCGUUCACAUCUUGGACGGUUUAAUCUUUCAGGUGAAUUGGCCAUCAAACCCACACGAACCUUAUCAGGUGGACAAAAGUCUCGUGUUGGGUUUGCACUCAUGACAUGGCGUUUACCACACGUUGUGGUACUUGAUGAACCAACGAAUCAUUUGGAUAUGGAGACUAUUGAUGCACUGAUUGAUGCUUUACGUGAGUACAAGGGUGGGGUUGUAAUUGUUUCACAUGAUCAGCACUUUGUCACUAGUGUCUGUGAAGAGCUAUGGGUCGUGGGUGAUCAAAAAGUUGUACGAUUCCAUGGUACAAUGAGUGAGUACAAGAAUCACGUGUUGGGAGAAAAAAAGAAGUGA